This is a messenger RNA of Zygotorulaspora mrakii, 1455 nucleotides long. RefSeq names its product transcription factor MIG1 (gene MIG1). Gene Ontology annotation, molecular function: RNA polymerase II cis-regulatory region sequence-specific DNA binding. Bases 1 to 1455 code for a protein of 484 amino acids. The record is from RefSeq and is a predicted model, not a curated record. The transcript has a single exon. Lineage: Eukaryota; Fungi; Ascomycota; Saccharomycetes; Saccharomycetales; Saccharomycetaceae. Gene Ontology annotation, cellular component: cytoplasm; nucleus.
AUGGAAACCAAGAAGAAAACGCUUCAGGGGGUCGAAGCAAGCGAGAAUGGUGAAUUUUCGAGUGUUGACCAAUCUGGGGUAAAAUCCUCUGCGGUGCAGAGGAAGAAAAGUAAGAAUAGCGGCAAAGAUGAUGCCAGACCGCAUGUUUGUCCGAUUUGCCAAAGGGCGUUUCGACGUUUAGAGCACCAAACAAGACACAUGAGAACGCACACAGGUGAGAAACCGCACGUUUGCGAUUUCCCCAAUUGUAACAAGCGGUUCAGUCGAAGUGACGAGCUUACGAGACACAGGCGGAUACAUACCAAUCCGCAUCCGAGGGCGAAGCGCGGCAGGAAAAAGAAGGUGCUUGUCGAGGCAACGGAUGAGAGUAGCAGGGGAACGGAGUCUCUGAGAAAAAGUGCAAAAACGCCAAGUUUUGAGCUGGGGGACCCACAGACUUCAGUUUCGUCCUCAUCGUCGUCACCAGCGCAAUCUCAUGUGCAGUUACCGCCCCUCUCGCCACCCGUAGCAGCUACGCCAGCGACAUCGGUAGCGUCAGGAUCGUCCUUAGUGCCGGGGGCGCCCACAGUAAUGUCAACUACUCAGUCGCCUAUGAGUCAGUUAGUCUCAUGCUCCAUCCAACCUUCACCGCUAGUGGCGAUAGCCAAUACACCAUCUUUUUUCACAGAUUCAAAUUUAGCGUCUAAUUCUAACAGCAGUAGUCGACUAAGAUUAAAUGCGCUGUCAUCAUUACAGAUGAUGACUCCCUUCAACAAUUCCAGCGGAUCAGUAACCCCAACGCGAGCAUCUAUGACGAAUGGGGUCAACCAUGACAUGCCUAAUGGAUCGCAUACAGGGUUGGCAAAACAUUUUGGAUUUAUGGAUACUCCUGAUAAAAUGAGCAGUAAUGUUAUCCUACCAAGGCCCAAGUCGUUAACAGACUUUCAAUCACACCACUAUUCGCAAAACUCCUUCAGUGGAACACAAUCAAGUAAAAAAGUCAUCAAAUCAACGCAGAUUCUCAGAAGACCCAAAUCAGCGCUAUCGUUAAGCAAUUUAUUAAAUUCUAAAAACACUUCAAUGGGAUCAACAAGCAUGAACAACUCGGACUCCGAAUCAGAUUACGCAGAUGAGGACGACGCUUUGAAAGAGCCAUAUAAUGGCGAUGGUUAUGACACUGGUUUCGAACGUGCAAGAAAAAAAUCACGAACAUCAACACCAACCACGAAGAUGAGUAGAAGUACGAGUAAUACGAGCUUGCGCAAAAUGCCCAUGAUGACGAAACCAUGCGAUGAUUCCAUUGGUUUCCGAGAUGAAUUGAGCUCAAAGCUUUUAGCAGUUCAGCGACAGCAAAGAUCAGAAACAAGGAUCCCAACAGAAACGACUCAAGAAACUUCUGAAUCGCCUCCAGAUCAUGAAAACAAGAAUGUUUUACCACCAUUGAGAAGCUUACAACUUCGAUUCCCUAGUGGCUAG